Molecule: messenger RNA, 698 nt
Organism: Sander lucioperca (pikeperch)
Lineage: Eukaryota; Metazoa; Chordata; Actinopteri; Perciformes; Percidae
Gene: polr2f
Product: RNA polymerase II, I and III subunit F
Exons: 5
Coding region: 171-554 (127 amino acids)
Biological process (GO): DNA-templated transcription
Cellular component (GO): RNA polymerase II, core complex; RNA polymerase I complex; RNA polymerase III complex
Molecular function (GO): DNA binding; DNA-directed RNA polymerase activity
Source: RefSeq, a predicted model, not a curated record
AAAACAAACAUUAUUCUGGGGCAUCCGGAAUAUUUUCCAACGGACCAAGCUACCGGAAGUUGAAAGUUCUUACCGUUCAUGUGGGUUCAUGUUCGUGUUGACAACAUAAAGUAUCUCUGAACAUUUUUACAUUAAUACUAAGGAUUUACUAACGAGCUUCAACAUAAAACAUGUCCGACAACGAAGAUAACUUCGACGACGGAGAUUUUGAUGAUGCCGAAGAGGAUGAGGGAUUAGAUGACCUGGAAAACGCGGACGAUGAGGACCAGGAGAACGUGCAGAUCCUACCCGCAGGAGAGGGACAGCAGGCCAACCAGAAGAGAAUCACAACACCUUACAUGACCAAAUAUGAGAGAGCCAGAGUGCUUGGGACACGAGCUCUCCAGAUAGCGAUGUGCGCUCCAGUCAUGGUGGAGCUGGAGGGAGAAACAGACCCCCUGCAAAUAGCUAUGAAAGAGCUCAAGGGCAGAAAGAUCCCCAUCAUCAUCCGCAGGUACCUUCCCGAUGGGAGUUAUGAGGACUGGGGCUGUGACGAGCUCAUCAUAACUGACUAAAACAACUCAAUCAGUCUUCACUGACUAAACAAUAUGCUGCUCCACUCCCACCAUCGCAUCAGGUCAGUCAGCUACACAAACCCAGAAGAUUCAUAAGGCGGAUGCGAGGGUAUCACCCGCCUGUUCGUGCCUCAAUUUGAUCCA